GCGGGCGUGUCCGUCAUGCCCCGCGCUGGCUCCUCCUGGGAUCGCUAUGCCUUGGAGGAGACGGAGGAAGUGACCCAGACGCUGCACCGGGUCUACCAGGGCAUCCUGGCCCCGCUCUCCCUCUUCCAGCCUCCUUCAAAGGGGCCCCCAGGAGCCUCACAGCCCACCCUAGCCCCACCCAGCCCCCAGCUCCAUGGUACACAGGAGACUAGUUCUGCCGAGCCUCCCAGCACCCCGGAGACCAGCCACACGCUACCAUCUGGCUCCCCAAAGACUCCAGUGCCUGCAUUCUCUAUCCCCGUUUCCCUAGCUGCUCUGACCCAGUUGAUUGAAGGGCGCCUUUCUUUGGGCAGGGAGUCAUUGCCCAUCUCCAGCCAGGCAGGACAGGUCUUCAAGGAGAUCAUCCUGGCAGAAGUAAAAUUCGCCUGGGAGGAUGCCAGUCAGUCACUCUCCAACCCAGCCCUCAGCAGCUGGCAGAACAAGGACCUAUACCAGCAUCUGGUGGCAUACAUCACACUUGUCUCUGAACACCUCUUCUUCCACUAUCUCUGCCUGAUGGAGCUCCACCGGGGCAUGGCUGUCUUCACUGACUAUGCCAACCUCACCCGCUUCGCAGCCCAGCUCUCUCUGGACUGCUCCAGUCUCCUCAAUAUGGCUGCCAUCCAGCGCCAUCUCAUUGCAGAGCUGAAGACCCCGCAGAACCACUUUUUUCUUGACAGCAAGCCAGCUCGGCCAGAGCGAAAACGGCCACCACAGAGAGGCCGGCACUCAGCCAGAAGCACUGUGGGCUGCCGCCUCGGCCUCACCAUGACUCACUUCAUCAAACUGACCAGGCCCCACCUGCAGACAUGCAGGCAGAAAAUCGCAAAGGAUAUCAAAGAACUCGAGGAGAUACCCCCACUGGAUUUAAGCAGAGUCUGUCACUUAAUCCCUAAUGUAGAGACUUUUGACAGUUGCUUUACCAACCUGCCAUGUGUAGCAGUGAGAACCCCCUGCUCCUGUACCCCUGCUUCAGAAGAUCAGGAAGUCACAAAGAGAGUCAGGCAUGAGGCUGGCUCCAUUUCCAAAAAAAGUCAUUCAUUGCCCAAUAUGAGAGCCGGGCAACUCCUCUCAGAUGAACUUGGGAUCCAUCUUCCCCCUCGCCCCCUCACACCGAUCGUGCCCAGUCACUAUGCUGAGUCAGCAACAGAUGGCAAUCUUGAAGAGUCCAUGGCCAUAGCCGAGGACCUUCGCAAGCUAGUUCAAGGCUCCCUCCUCAGAAGUGGUAACAGAAGAGAUGAGAGUGAGGACGCAGAACUGCCUCCCAUCAUUGGAGCACUGACACGACGCAGAGCCAAUGUAACCAAACUCCAGCAGCUUCAGGAGACACUUAGAUGCCUCCAAGAAGAGGAGAUGGCUGAGCAACAGCUGAGAGAUAUGGUAGUUUUUGCACCACCCACUCACCCUCAAGGUGCCACGGUGAAUCUUCAAAUACACCAUGGCAUGGUAGCAAAGGCAGCUGACCUACAAGUGUCUGACAGAGCACUUGUUGACUCUGUGGCAAUUCAGAGAUACGGCCCCUUGUACAAUGAUCUUCUGGGAGAGAUUGAUACUGCUACAGUGAGUUACCUGGAUGCAAAGCUUUCAGCUGGGGAAGAGAUCCGGGAAAUUUACAAGGAACUGAUAAAAAUCAUCCCCACAGAAUAUCUGAGAUUUGACCAAGGACCCUUGAUAGAGCCUGCAGCUGUGAACGUGGACUUAUCCAACAGCUUGGCUUCCUCCACGCUGACCAAAAGGAAAAAUGAGCAGGUAAUCAAUACAGAAUUGAAUAAGCUGCUGCCCACUGGACCGUUCAGCACCCAGAAAGUCACUACACCAGUGCAAUCAAGUUUGCCCCUUGUGAUUGCCCGUAAACAAAAAACCACUUGGUAUCAGUGGUGGAAAUCUGCCCUCAACGCCGAUGACUACCUGAAAUAUGUAUCCACCAAGGAGUCUGAUUACCUGCAUGUGAUAUUUCAUUUGUACAAUGAGGGGGAGGAGCCACUUUUCAUAGAUGAAGCCCAAAAGAAACAGUUGGAGGAAGCACUGAGAGAGGUAAAACGGAAAGUGGCAGAGGUCCGGUCAAAGAGAGAGAAGUACAUGCCAGGGAUGUGGAACACAAACACCAUCAUGCUUGGCGGGCUUGGGACUUUUGAGGACCAGGACCGUAAGCCUGAAGACCUCAGAGUGCUGCAGAAGCGACUGGAGAGACUCUGGGAAGUUCUUCAUUUCCCUGAUAGGGAGAGGCUUGAUAUGGCGAUUAAGUACAGCUCCAACCAGUCUUAUGCUCAGCUGCCAGCUAUGCUCAAAGCCUGGGAGAAAGCAGCAAAGAGUAUCCAGGAACGGGAGCUUUUGCUGGUAGAGCUGGAGAAGUUUGAGCAAACCGCCUCUGACCCAAACCGCUUCUUCGAAAGGAGCCUUGAGUCUUUCGCCACACGCACCUGGGAGUCGAGGACCAGAGGCCGCCUGUAUGCAGCGAUCGCCCAGUGCGACACCGACCUCUACAUCAUUCUGCCCCAGAUCAAGGAGAGGUUCCAUGACACUGUGACUUUCAAGGGCCGCCCAUAUUUGGAGAAGAUGCGGUGGGACAAAGUGGAGAUGCUCUACUGGCUGCAGCAGGAACGCCGUGCUGGUGCCCUGGCAAAAGAAACGGGGAGAGAGGCGAGGCUUUGGAAGCUACCUCCACUGGCUCAGGUAGGCAGCAGUGCGGGAUUCUCUCCCCCAUCCCAUCUCGCAGCGGCCCAGACCCCGGAACGAGCACGACGCAAAGAGAUCCCACCCUUCCCCGCCAGCCCUGAUUGGCUGCACUCCCCUCAUGUGACCGGAACCCGCCCCUAUCGGAAUGCCAUUGGCUGGGAUGCCCGCGGCUCUGUUGAGAUGGUGAAACUCUUCAUUGGGAAUCUGCCCCGGGAGGCAACGGAGCAAGAGAUCCGAUCGCUCUUUGAGCAGUACGGGAAGGUGCUGGAAUGUGACAUCAUCAAAAACUAUGGCUUUGUGCACAUCGAAGACAAGACAGCGGCCGAAGAUGCCAUCCGUAACCUGCAUCACCACAAGCUGCAUGGUGUCUGCAUCAACGUGGAAGCCAGCAAGAACAAGAGCAAGGCCUCCACCAAGCUGCAUGUGGGCAACAUCAGCACCACCUGCACUAACCUGGAGCUGCGGGCCAAGUUUGAAGAGUAUGGCCCGGUAAUCGAGUGUGACAUAGUGAAGGACUAUGCCUUUGUGCACAUGGAGCGGGCUGAGGAUGCGGUGGAGGCCAUCAGGGGCCUAGACAACACAGAGUUCCAAGGCAAGCGGAUGCGCGUGCAGUUGUCCACCAGUCGGCUUCGGACGAUACCUGGGAUGGGAGACAAGAGCGGCUGCUAUCGGUGCGGGAAAGAAGGGCACUGGUCUAAAGAGUGUCCGGUAGAUCGCACGGGGCAAGUGCCUGACUUUACCGAAACCUAUAAUGAGCAGUACGGAGCGGUGCGCACUCCCUACCCCGCGGGCUAUGGGGAGACCAUGUAUUACGAUGAUGGGUAUGGAGCAAUGGUCGACUACUACAAAAGAUAUCGCGUGAGGCCCUAUGCUACGGCAUCUGCAUACGACGCCUAUGCAGAGCAAACAAUGGCCCAGUAUUCACAGUAUGCGCAAUACUCCCAAGUACAAACCACAGCCAUGGCCGCCACCACAGCCAUGGCCGCCACCACAGCCAUGGCCAAUCGCCUCACUACUACCCUAGACCCUUAUGAUAGAGCGCUGCUGCCAACCCCGGGAGCAGCAGCAGCAGCAGUAGCUGCAGCUGCAACUGCCGCUGCAGCAGCCGCAUCCUCCACCUAUUACACCCGGGAUAGAAGCCCCCUGCGUCGCACGGCAACCGCGGCCACCACCGUCGGAGAGGCGUACGGUUAUGAACGUUGUCAGCUGUCUCCAGUCUCGUCGGUCGCUCGGGCCUCCCUCUACGACGUUCAGCGGUUCGAGCGGGAGUCGUAUGCGGACAGGGCGCGACGGCCCCUGACCCAGACGCAGAUGGAACCAGGGGAGGAGUCCAGUGUCCCGGAUCCACAGGGCUCAGAGGAAAUGGAGGUUGGAGCAGACGACAGUGCCGCCUGUCUCUCAGAGGAGGAGGAUUCCGACCAGGAAGGCCCUGAGAUGGUGCCAUCCCACAAGAUGUGGCCAGGGGUCUCCAAGGGCGACGUCUCGCCCGGCUCCCCAUGGGACAUGGCUGGCCAGAGCCCGGGCAUUGGGGCACAGGCGCCGGAUGAUUCUGGUGACCUGGAGCAGGGGCUGGAGGAGUUUGGUGACAUCAUUGUGCACCGGGUGACACAGAUGGGUGUGAAGCCAUGCCGCUACAUUGAGGGGGGGCGCAGCUACGAGCUGAGCCCUGGUCUGGCCCGCCGGCUGCUGCGGCUCGACGAGAAGCCGUACGAGUGCACCGAGUGUGGCAAGAGCUUCAACCAGAGCUCCAACCUGCACCGGCACCAGCGCACACACACUGGCGAGCGCCCCUACUGCUGCCCGGCCUGCGGCAAGGCCUUCAGCCGCCGCUCCAAUCUGGCGCAGCACCAGCGCAUCCACUCCGGCGAACGCCCCUUCCACUGCGGCGACUGCGGCAAGAGCUUCAGUGAGAGCUCCUACCUGAUCCGGCACCAGCGCACCCACACCGGCGAGCGCCCCUAUAAGUGCCCAGCCUGCGGCAAGGCCUUCUCCCGCAGCUCCCACCUGGCACGACACCAGCGCACCCACACGGGUGAGCGCCCCUACCCAUGCACCGACUGUGGCAAACGCUUCGGGCUCAGCUCCGACCUGGCCACGCACCGCCGCACCCACACAGGCGAGAAGCCUUUCCGCUGCACCGACUGUGGCAAGGCCUUCUCCCGCAGCUCCCACCUGGUGCAGCACCAGCGCACCCACACCGGGGAGCGCCCCUACCGCUGCGCCCAGUGCGGCAAGAGCUUCUGCCAUGGCUCCAACCUGCUGCAGCACCAACGCACGCACCGUGGCGAGCGCCCCUACCGGUGCCAGCAGUGCGGCAAGGCCUUCAGCCUGAGCUCCAACCUGAUCCGCCACCAGCGCAUCCAUACAGGCGAGCGCCCCUACCGCUGCACCGACUGUGGGCGCAGCUUCGUGCUGAGCUCUGACCUCCUGCAGCACCACCGUGUACACACGGGCGAGCGUCCCUACCAGUGCCCCGACUGUGGCAAGGCCUUCUCCCGUGCCGCCCACCUGGCCCAGCACCGCCGCACCCACACGGGCGAGCGCCCCUACCACUGCCAGCACUGCGGCAAGAGCUUCAGCCAUGGCUCCAAUUUCAUCAAACACCAGAGCACCCACCUGCAUGGCUGGCAGCCCUGCUGGCCCCUUAAGGAGGGCGGGGAGGGCCCCCAGGAUGAUGGGGCUGGCAAGGAGGUGGAGGAGGGGCAGGCACAGCCUUAAAGCAUGGCAGUGCUUGGAGUGCAGGACCUGCUACACACAGGAGAAUCCAUCAUUGCCAGCCUCCUAGCCAGAUCACUUGGAUGGAGUGAGAACUUAUUAAACAUCACAGAACCCUGCCCCGUAUGGAACUGGGAACCCACCUCUGGCCUAGUAGCUAGGUGCCCUGGACAGAGCUGGGAACGCACCCCCGGCCUCGUAGCCAGGUGUCCAGGAUGGAGUUGGGAAUCCAGCCUCGUAGCCAAGUGCCCCGGACAGAGACGGGAACCCAUCCCCAGCCUUGUAGCCAGGUGCCCCGGACAGAGCUGGGAACCUAUUUAAUGUUGCUACUGUUGCUUUACAGGCCACAUCACUUAGCACCCACAAUGUAUCACACAUCAGACUAUGCUGCAAUAGGGUUCAUAGCCACCUGGCCCAACUCUCCCAGCCUAUUAAGCAUCCAGCAACUCAACACCGGCCCCCACACAGCCUUUUGGGCUUGUUUAAAUUGCUCUGGUUUGAUCUAAAUUUGGUUUAGAAGCCAGUUUUUAGGCCCAGUGUAAACAUGGUGCCAGUGACCUGCAAGUGAGAGCAGCCAAGCCCUGGUGUGAUCUUAGCUAUCUGCGAAUCCAGCUCUCAUCUGUGCCAAGGUGCUGAGUCCAGGAUGAGGGUCCCUGCUUUGCCGGGAGGAUACUCCAGAGAGUGAAGGACUCAAAUCUCACAAAGGCCAAGUGAGAUUCAGCAGGCAGGAUCCACCCUGGGUCAAUUCAGACUAGCAAUGAAGGGCAAAUGUUUGUCAGGAUGGGGGAUUCCCCAGCGGCGCAGCUCCCCCUGGGACGGUGGGAGGAAUGCUUCAUCCCUUGGGGGCGCUACAUCCAGGCCAAAUGUCUCUAAAGGCUGUGCUCUGGCUCCAGCACAGAUCUGGGCUAGGGGCAGGAAUGGCUGCAGGUGAACCUCCAGCCCAUGUGAUACAGGGAGGCAGGCUGGGGGAUGGGUACGGUCCCUUCUCUCCUGUUAUCUGCAAUGGCAUUCCCACACGUGCCAGCUGUACAGAGGGAGGCUCUUGUGAACCAGGGUCUUAGAAGCUGGAUCUGGGCCCUUGUGUUUGCAGCAUCCCACAUAGAAUCAUAGAACUGGAAGAGACCUCAGAAGGUCAUCUAGUUUACUCCCCUGCACUCAUCUUCCUAGCGGUCGCAUUUCCUCCCCUUCUCCCAGGGUUGAGCUUGGUUCACGCUCAAACGAGACACUCGCAAGUAAAGCCCAAAGGCUUCCCAAGGAUGGGGAUGGUGCUCCCAGAAAACCCAGCCAGCCAGACGCCUCCAGAUGAGGUGCUACUAACAUCGCCUUCCCCUGGCAGCAUCUCCAGCGUGUGGCUACUCCAUAGAAGGUUGCUAGCUUAGAAGCACACUGAUAGCUGGGCUGGAUGCAGGAGUCAGGGGUGAGGUUCUGUGCUAUGCGGCAGGUCGGACAGGUGAUCACCGUAGUGUCUUCUGGCUUUAGGCUGUACACCCUUGUUCUAUUCUGUCCUUUAACCCAGUCUGUGCUGCUUCCAACCGUCCUGGUUCCCCUCUUGCCCAGUUCUCUGGUAUCUCUUGCCAGCACUCUAGCUUCCUCUGGUGAUGAAGAAACCCCCCAUUUCUGCAUUGUAACACUUCUAGGGAGUGAUCCUUAGCUCAUCAAGGGCUACAGUAUCUCUGAACAAUCUCUCCGGAACCACUCCCCUUCUCAGUCUAGUCCUCAAGAUGACAGUCAUUGGCUGUGCUCUUCCAGUCUGGCUUGGGGGAUGAUCAAAUCUGCCACCUGUUUGGAGGAGCUCUGUUCAGAGGCCAUUGCUGUUUCCUAAAGGCAUCUUGCAAGGUGAACUUGGGGUUGAACUUUAGCAGGAUGAGCAGCUUCUGGCCUGUCCCACAGUGGGAACAUUGGGAAGUAUAGCAGACAGCUAGCCCAAACUCGUGUUGCAGCACUGCCACAGUGGGGAGUGCUGGUAAAACACGUCAGAACAUUUCAAUGCAACAGCUUUCCUUAGCUCUGAGCCAUCCCAUGGAGCAGGCAGACCCAGCACAAACUCCCCUGCCCUCCUAAAAUCUCACUCUGUCUGUAGGUUGAACGUAAAUCUCAAGCCAUGAUAUGUGUCAAUCUCCAGCCUGACUCUCUUGAGCAGAAAGAACAGGAGUACUUGUGGCACCUUAGAGACUAACAAAUUUAUUAGAGCAUAAGCUUUCGUGGGCUACAGCCCACUUCUUCGGAUGCGUAUAGAGUGAAACAUAUAUUAAGGAGAUAUAUAUACACACAUACAGAGAGCAUGAACAGGUGGGAGUUGUCUUACCAACUUUGAGAGGCCAAUUAAGUAAGAGGAAAAAAAACUUUAGAAGUGAUAAUCAAGAUAGCUCAGUACAGACAGUUUGCUAAGAAGGGUGAGAAUACUUACAAGGGGAGAUAGAUUCAAUGUUUGUAAUGGCUCAGCCAUUCCCAGUCCUUAUUCACUCCUUGUGUAGAUGAGUUUCAAAGCUGCCAAAGGGAUUUGGGUGCCCAUGAGAGAGUGGUGUUACCCCUCUGUAUGGCAUAGGUAAGACUGCCAAUGGGACAGCAUAUCCAGGCCAGGGAUUGGAAAGGGCUCAGGACAGAGGCAUGAGGAUGUUUGCAGGGUGGGGAAACAUGCCUUGAGAAGCUCAGCCCAUUUAACUCAGUGAUGCCAAGGUUAACUGGGGUGAUUUGAUCCCAGUCUGUCAGUCUCUAUAGUGGGAGAUUUCUGACAGUCAAGGGUGUGGGAAUCUCCCAGACAAAUGCCCAGCAGGGCUGGGAACUGAUGCCACACAAAUUAACACUGGCAAUAAGGGGCAAGUAUUUCCCAGGGAGAGAAUUCCCCCAGUGGAACAAUUGACCUGCAGAGGGGGAGGGAAGAUUCUCCAUUCCUUGGAGUCUUUUAGUCCAGAUGGGUUGUCUCUCGAGAGGCAGCACUCUGGCUCAGCCCAAGGGAUGAUCUGAAUUCAAGGACCUCUGCAGGAGAUACUAGGUGGGUGCUAUGCAGGUGGAACUAGACUAUCAUAAAAUGGCCUUACAAAGGGGAUGUGGUGCCUAAAUGCCAGUGGUGGCUUUGAAAACCCUAGGCCCAGCUUGUAUGUUGGGAAGCAAGGGGCAGGCAAGGUGGGGGAGCUUUCUAGUCCUGCUGCAGUACACUGCCAACUUUGCUGGUUUUCUUCAUUACACUUUUUGUUACCAAACAGCAUUGUGAAGGCAUGACAGUGACUCCACAGCAGUGGCUGGAGGUUCUCCCUAUGAACCACCUAAAUUGAUGUGGGGGCAGUCAAGGAGGAUAAGGACAUUGCUGACAUGCUAUGUUCCUUUCCCUCAGCCCUCUGCACAGAGGAUGCUGAGAGAUACCUGCUCUUCUGUGGUAACAAAGAUAUGGUGCUACCAGGGACUGAAGUGUCAGAAGAUGCAGUGCUGGAACCAAUUUGAUAGCAAGAAGUCAGCAAGACAUCCAAGAGUUAACAAGAAAGAAGUAGAUGAGAUAUUCUUGGGAGCACCUCAUAAACAGCUGCUCUAUGGGAUGGUAACAAAUUUUGUGCCUAUUUAAAAAAGCUCCAGAAAAUCUUACUUCAUUCCUCACUAAACUGUUUGGAAGAAACACAAUCAACAAAGCCCUCAACACUGGUGGUAGGAAGAGCUCUAACUGACCAGGAAAGUCAGGCUGAGCUCGUGUAUUAGACAUCUUGGAGCAUGUCUCCAAACUAAAUGUCAGUGAAGGAGAAUUGGCUCCUAGCAUUCAUCUGAACUCACAAAGGCCCUAGCAGAGUCCCUCCCAAGAGUGAGGAAAGAAGUGGGGAGGGGAGAGAGAGAAACUUUUGCCAUCUACCAGAAACUUGCUAGGACACAGGAAACAAUGGGUAGCGUUAAAUACAUGGUCUGCUUUCAUCAUGGUGAAAGAUUCAGAGCAGAGCCCACCAGGUCAGUGUUCGAUAUAGUUAAUGAUCAGGAAGUGGGGGGUGAGCAGUGAAACGGCUAAAUUUGCAGAUGCAAUAUGGUGGUCUGUAGAAGAUGCCAAGUAGUGGCCCACUUGUGCUUUAUCAGUUAGGAUGUUGAUCCGUGGGCAUUCAUGGUCUCUUGCUUCCAUGCUGUCAGUGACUCGGGAGUAGAUCACGCCAUUUUUGAGAGUGCUGCUCCCCUGUCAUCCACCUGACCCUUCCUAAAUAGGUUACGAACAGAGAUUUUUAACAUUCCGAUCACGCAAAUCAUCUCAGCGGGUUUCAGAAAUACCUACUGGGGCAAAUUAUUACUCAUUGCUCAAUAAACUGCAAUUCCUCUUGUUUAUUACCCAGGCUCCUAGCAUCGGUGUAGAGGCGAAUAAAGAAUUGUUUUUCUUCGGG
This is a messenger RNA of Malaclemys terrapin pileata, 9776 nucleotides long. RefSeq lists its product as uncharacterized. Lineage: Eukaryota; Metazoa; Chordata; Testudines; Emydidae. Gene Ontology annotation, molecular function: RNA binding; zinc ion binding. Bases 16 to 5433 code for a protein of 1805 amino acids. The transcript is spliced from 6 exons. The record is from RefSeq and is a predicted model, not a curated record.